UUGACACCGCUCGCCAACAUGGCUGCUUGUCGUAUAGUUUGUGGGGAUUUAUUUCAAAUUUUAACCGUUUUUUGAUGUGGUGGUUCGCUUUACUGCUUCGGUUUUCCAGUCGCAGUUCGGAUAAUUUUAAACCGGAAAUUGUGAGAGGAGAGUGUCAUGGCGAAUGAAAACAGGAGGCAGUUCUGGAAGCGGAACAGCAAGGUUCCCGGAAGUAUACAACAAGUUUAUGGAGCACAGCAUCCCCCAUUUGAUCCCCGGCUACACAAAAACUUACUUAAAGAAGGUUCCAAGAUGUACACACAGUCAAAAUCAAAGAGAGCCUCAAGUUUCCAUGAGUUUGCAAAAAGCACCAGUGAUGCUUGGGACAUUGGGGAUGAUGAAGAAGAGGAGUUCUUGUCUGUUGCUUCCCAGAAUCUUAAUUCAAAGGUUGCAAUGGCAACAGCAGCUCAGGUCAUUCAGAACCACAAUAAACUAAAGGACCGGCCAGGUGAAAAGUUGCAUCAAUCGGAAUCAAUCGAUGAGGCAAAAACAAAUGGCAAAGUGGUCAAGUCAAACAGCGAGGUGCAACUAUCAAAGUCUUCAGGUGUCUCUUUAGGCAGAGUAACACUCCAGAAACAACAGUCACUCCCUUCGCGGCCUCUUAUUCCAUUAGUUGCAAGAAUUUCAGAUCAGAAUGCAUCAGGAGUACCACAAAUGACCAUAAGAGAAAAAUCUCGCCAUGAGAAAUUCAAGCAGCUUUUAAGUAGUGCACAUACUGAUUUGGAAGAGCUGAGGAAGUACAGUUGGUCUGGUGUUCCACGAGAUGUCCGUUCUGUUACGUGGCGACUUCUAUCGGGAUAUCUACCUGCAAAUAUGGAAAGAAGGGAAAUCACUUUGCAGCGAAAGCGGGAAGAAUAUUUUGGGUUUAUUGAACAAUAUUAUGAUUCCAGAAAUGAAGAACAUCACCAAGAUACCUAUCGGCAGAUUCACAUUGACAUUCCUCGAACUAAUCCUCUCAUUCCUCUCUUUCAACAACCUUCUGUUCAAGAGAUCUUUGAACGAAUCCUCUUCAUAUGGGCCAUUCGACAUCCAGCAAGUGGUUAUGUUCAAGGAAUUAAUGACCUAGUUACUCCUUUCUUUGUAGUAUUCCUUUCAGAGCACGUGGAAGAGGAUGUAGAAAAUUUUGAUGUAACAAAUCUGUCUGAAGACGUGCAAAGGAAUAUUGAGGCUGAUAGUUUCUGGUGUAUGAGCAAGCUAUUGGAUGGAAUACAGGACAAUUACACUUUUGCACAACCAGGGAUUCAGAAGAAAGUAAAAGCACUUGAAGAACUCAUCAGCAGAAUUGAUGAGCAAGUCCACUUUCACUUCAGGAAAUAUGAGGUAGAAUACCUACAGUUCGCAUUCCGUUGGAUGAAUAACUUGCUGAUGCGGGAACUGCCACUCCGAUGCACCAUCCGUCUUUGGGACACCUAUCAGUCAGAGCCAGAGGGAUUUUCUCAUUUCCACUUGUAUGUCUGUGCUGCCUUCCUCAUCAAGUGGAGGAAAGAAAUUUUGGAAGAAGAUGACUUUCAAGGUCUACUAAUGUUGUUGCAGAAUCUACCGACAAUCCACUGGGGUAAUGAAGAAGUUGGUUUGCUCCUAGCAGAAGCCUACAGACUUAAGUACAUGUUUGCAGAUGCACCUAAUCACUACAGACGAUAAGUGGUUAGCAAAAGCAUUGAGAAGUGAUUAAAACUCCCUGCAGUCUUACAGGUCAAUAGCACAGAAGCACUAUUGGCUAAGACAACUAGAGUUUCAACUACUGUGAAAGUAGUUUCUAUUUACUUGAAGCUUUUCUUAAGCUAUUAUUGUAAUAUACUAAGUUGGGCAAGACUGAGGUCUUCCUCGGUGUGCUCUUAAUGAAGCCUUGUUAAAUCUUUGAUACUAGGUUAUACAUAGUUCUUAAUAGAAAAGGAUUUAAAAGGCAUUAUAAAGUGUAUUUCUAUUUAAUAAUUAUAAUGUAUGUGUCCUUAACUUGAACUACUGUGAGUUUAUGUUUAGAAAAUUAGUUACAACAUUUGGGCUUAGUGUGCAUAAAGCAGACUAGUUAAAUUUUACUCAUUCUUAAGCACAGCCAGCAUCUAAUUCACAAUAUUUUUAUUGUGAUUAUUGUAUAAAUAUACACUUCUCUUAAUCUUUGUUUUAAAUUCACCAAUUUUUUUGUAAGUUUCAGCUGUAUCCAUGAGGUGAAAUCAUUUUAAAUAUUUUUGAUUUCUACUAAUUAUCAUUUUGAUAAGCAAAAUAUUUCCUUUUAAUGUAGAAUGUGGGGAAAAACAUCUUUAUAAUUUUUUAAAAGAUCUGCUUUAUGAUGAGCACUAAUGAUAUAUAUUAAAUAAAACAAUUCUAUUGCCAAUAAUGAUUUCAAAAUGUACUGAAGCCAUUCAAGAUUAAAAUAUGUUUCUCAGGUAUAUCAUUUUCAUUUAUGUGCCUUUUGACCUAUUCUAUUUAUGUAAAGUUGAGGAAAUAUUGCAAUAUUUGUAUUUUGCUUUAAACAGGGUGGUUGUGAAAAGUUCUGAACAUAUCUUUUAUUUCCCUCUUGAACUGCGAAUAACUUAUGGGCUCUAGAGUUCUUAAAAUGUUUUGUGCAUCUAAAAUAUAUAUAUACAUAUAUAUUUUAUAAAAAUAUAUAUAAUAUAUAUGAGACCUGAGAAACAGAUUUUCCUGUUGAUGGCUAACAUGAAGUGAAAUCUCUGAAAUUAGCCUUUUUUAACCUAAUUUAUGAUCACCCUUACUGGUUUGAGAGACUGAUUUUAUGGUGUUAAUUCACAGGAAAUGUUUUCCCAUUAACUGGACUGUUAAUGCAAAUCACAAAAGCUGAUGUCACUCUCAGUUUGCUGAUUGUUUUCAAUUAUUCACAAGGAAAAUUUAGAAAAGAUAGGUAAAUGAAAUUGAAGUCCAGAUUUAGAACAAUAUAUCAGAGUAGCAGACAAGCCAAGGACUGAAUAAUGUACCUCUAUUACUGUGAGUAAGGACAUAAAUAGGUAUGGAUAAAUGGAAUUGAUGUACAAAUUAGCCUUGACCCCCUAACAAAAUUUCAAAUAUUCUAAGAUUGAAAUGACCUACAUUUCUUACUGAUCCUGUUUUCAGGAGACAUUGCUGCUUCCAGUCCACUGAUAUGAGCUGCAUCCCACAAGAUAAAGCCAGAUGCAUCAUUACUCUGAUAGCCAGGAUGCUCACAAUCUUUAUCAGGCAAUUCCUGCCUGUUAGGUUGGGCAACACCUUACAGAUAAAUUCUUGGGAAUCAGGCUUGAAACUUGAACUAGUAUUUACAAGUCUAUAAGUCUUUUUACAGUCGGGACUCUGGGUCAGCUUUAUGCUGUUUAUUCCCUUGAUUGUUUUUGGUCAGUUUAUAAAAUGCAGUAUUUGCUUACUUUUAUGUCUUUCUUCAUUCUGUGGUGUCCUUCCUCAAAAAAAAAAUCAUCUGAAGGCAUUUAGUAAGUCAAUACAAAGAAAAGGUAGAAAAAUUAUGAUAGUUUUGGAUGCCACAGAUAAAUUUGAUUAGAUUUUAAGUAAUUUUAUUUCAGAUUUUUUAGCUAUUAAUGUGAAAAUUGCAAAUUUCUUUUUUAUUUGUUUUUAUUACUUUAUUUAAAGGACAAUUAUUGAAAACCACUCUGUCAUAAUUAUAAUGUACUUGUGUAUAUGUCACUCUGGAAAUAUUAAAUAACAAAUGUUAAUUUUUAAUUGAAUUUAAAGCAAAAACUGUUUUAUUUGUAAUUAUAAACAGAACAUGCUGGACAUAUUCAGCAGGUCAGGCAGCACCUUUGGAAAGUGAGUAUUGAUGUUUCAGCUUGAUGCCCUUUUCGUCAAUAUGAUCUGAUGAAUGGCCAUGAAUCUGAAAUAUUACCUUGAUUUCCAUCUGUAGUUUUUUUUUUGCUUUUUGAUUACUUUAAUUUCCUUUUUUUUCCAAAAGGAAUAGUGAAAUGUGCAGAUUAUUUCCUGAGCUAUUAUGUAAAUGUGUAAAUUCACAAAUAUGUUUGAAGUCCUAAUAACUGGUUCUGCUUCCAUUUUUAUAUUAGCUUACAGAUUAUCACAUUCUGGUUAAAAUGAAGCACAUGGAUCAAAGCACAAUUAAUUUCUUUGAUUCCCAGUGUAUAGCUUUUUUUUCCCUCUUAAAAACAGCCUUCUUGGGUGACUUCCCUGUUGCUACUGAUCUUAGAAAUGAUUUGCCAGUAUAAGGAGAGUUAAAACUGAAAGAAAAAUGACUAAAAUUUGGGGAUAGUUGGAUGAUAUCAUAGUUAGGGGGAAGGGUUAUUCUUGUUUGAGAUUUAAAUCUGUUUUAAACUGGCAAAUGUAUAUUAUAGAACUGCAGGUGUUUUCACUCUUGCAAAUAAGGGAACUGGGCAAUCAGUACUGCAUUCAUAUAUGUGAUGUUGAUUCCUCUGUUGUUGGGUAAAUUUGGUACUUUGGUCAGGAAUUAGGUAGUAAGUGAUCUUUUAACAUUUAGGAAGAGAUGAGUUCCACGAUGAAAGUGUGAGCAGAAACAACACCAUGAACAUACAAAUUCAUGUACCUUUACUAAUUUUCUGAAUUGUACAGGUGUGGUAGUGUUUUGCCACAAUUGUAUUUGACAUCUGGAAUUGUAAAUAUUAGUACUGUGUGUAUGACUGAAAAGCUUACAGUCACACCGUCAAAACCAGAAAGAUGUUGCAUGGUUUAUCAACAGUUUCUUUAGACCUUUUGGAUGUAAGUGAAUUAUAACUGUGACUUUUCACCUUUUCACUGUGUGGGGUUUCAAUAUGAUCAAAAGGCACAAUUUAUUGUCAAUUGUGCAAUAGGUCCAGAUGACAUGUUUUUUUCCUUACGUGCAUUGUGCAUUAGCAGUUAUAGUCCUGUUUUGGAAAUUACACAAUACAAGACAUUUCAUUUAAAUUGUUUGACAUAAACUUGCAGAACCACAUAAUAUAGCAAGAACACUCUUUCAGCAGUGAGAAAAUAAAUACUUAAGCCCUUUGGAUGUUACUGUUUUUGAAAAAUGCCAAAUUUUUUAAACCAUGUUUCUUUUUAAUGCUUCUGUAGACAGUGUUAUUACAAGGCUUUAAAAAUUAAAUUCUGCUCCACAUUA
Hypanus sabinus (Atlantic stingray) is the source of this 5080-nucleotide messenger RNA. RefSeq names its product TBC1 domain family member 22B-like. Lineage: Eukaryota; Metazoa; Chordata; Chondrichthyes; Myliobatiformes; Dasyatidae. Gene Ontology annotation, molecular function: GTPase activator activity. The record is from RefSeq and is a predicted model, not a curated record. The coding region runs from base 157 to 1680 and encodes 507 amino acids. Gene Ontology annotation, biological process: activation of GTPase activity. The transcript is spliced from 13 exons.